Penicillium daleae is the source of this 876-nucleotide messenger RNA. Its product is annotated as 1-acylglycerol-3-phosphate O-acyltransferase SLC1. The coding region runs from base 1 to 876 and encodes 291 amino acids. Gene Ontology annotation, cellular component: endoplasmic reticulum; membrane. Gene Ontology annotation, biological process: phosphatidic acid biosynthetic process. The record is from RefSeq and is a predicted model, not a curated record. The transcript is spliced from 2 exons. NCBI's taxonomy places the organism in Eukaryota, Fungi, Ascomycota, Eurotiomycetes, Eurotiales, Aspergillaceae. Gene Ontology annotation, molecular function: 1-acylglycerol-3-phosphate O-acyltransferase activity.
AUGUCGAUCACUUCAUAUAUCUUGUCGGGCAUCAGCUCCUUUGUGUUAGUGACAUUGUCGCUUUUUGCUCUGGGACAGAAGGUGCCUCGUGCAACAUUCGCCGCUCGCUGUCUCGCCGCCUAUGGUUCGCUACUCCUGUGCGCGGCAUAUGGUGUUAUCGCCUCGAUCGUCCUCCGCCUCGUUGGCUAUGGCCGUGUCUCUCAAUGGGCUACCGCUCGCAGCUUUAAGUGGGUGAUGCGGUAUACUACCGGUGUGACAUUUGAUAUCAUCGAGGGCGAGGAGUACCUGAGCACCCGCCCGGCUAUCUUCGUUGGCAACCACCAGACCGAGCUGGACGUCCUGAUGCUCGGUGCUAUUUUCCCGCCCUACUGCAGUGUAACGGCAAAGAAGUCCCUGCGCAAUGUGCCUUUCCUGGGCUGGUUCAUGACUCUUUCCCGGACGGUAUUCAUUGACCGUGCCAACCGCGAGAAUGCCAUGAAGGCCUUUGAUGGUGCGGUGAAUGAGAUGCGCAACCAUCGCCAGAGUGUGUUCAUUUUCCCCGAGGGUACACGGAGUUAUUCCGAUGAGCCUAUGCUGCUGCCCUUCAAGAAGGGUGCUUUCCACUUGGCUGUUAAGGCUGGUGUGCCUAUCGUCCCUGUCGUGACUGAGAACUACUCCCAUGUCAUGUCACCUCGCAACUUGCGAUUCAAUGCAGGCUCUAUCAAGGUCAAGGUUCUGCCUCCUAUCAUUACCAAGGACUUGAGUCCUGCCGAUGUGGAUCAGCUGACCCAGUCCACUCGUGACUCGAUGCUCAAGGCCAUUCUGAGCAUGUCCAAGGAGGGCAUCAAGGCUGAGCCUUUGCAGGCGAAUGGUGUAUCGUCCGCUAUUGAGAUUUGA